CACAUCAGGCCUUCCCACAGUUGUUAAAUACCGUAAUUGCUAAUAACUUUUCAUUCUUCUUCAGCAUUUUCUGUAGUUGCAGGUUGGCAACAAACUAAGAAUCAAAAGUGAGAUGGGAGGUACAAGCGAUUUUAAAGGAUUAAUAACUCAUGGACCAUGGGGUGGUUCAGAUGGGGAUAAAUGGGUUUAUAUUCUUCAAAGCCCUAUCGAAAAGAUAAUUGUUCGGUAUGGAACUGUUCUUGACUCUAUCGAAUUUCAAACCAACUGCAGUAAAGGUGAACCUCAAAGUUCUUUAUUUGGUGACAAGAUUAGCAGGCCUAACAGCAAAGUAACCACGAUUUCCGUGGACUCUCCUAAUGAAUAUUUGAUGUCAAUAAGUGGGACAGUUGGUAGUCGUUCUCAACAUGGUGUAAUUGUAAAGUCAAUAUGCUUUAUGACAAAUCUGAACCUUUAUGGCCCGUAUGGCAUUGAUGAGGGAACUGCUUUCUCAUAUGAAGUCAAAGACGAGGUGAUUGUAGGAUUUCAUGGGCGUGCAGAGAAUUAUUACCUCAAUGCUAUUGGGGUUUAUGCGAUACCCAAAUCACCUGCGUCUCCUCCAACUUCUACAUAUGAAGGCAAAAUAAAGAACGAGUUAAGCUGCAGUAAGUGUAUAAUGACAUUGCCAAGGGAUGCAGGCCCUUGGGGAGCAUGUGGUGGUCAACCCUGGGAUGACGGAGUUUUCUCUGCUAUCAAACAAGUACGCAUUCAUUUUGGAGAGCUGAAUGUGAUUUAUGGCCUGCAAUUUAAGUAUUUGAAAUCAGAUGGUAAAUCUGUAAUGUCACAAAUCCAUGGAGGAACAGAUGGAGUUGAAAUGAGUCUUGUUAAUUUGGAUGAUAAUGGUGAGUUUUUUACUGGAAUUUCUGGGUUUUAUGGGCCUGUUGAAGGGUUUGAUGGAAUGGAAGCCAUAGGUUCUAUUAGUUUUCAUACAAAUUUGAGGAUCCAUGGGCCUUAUGGAAAACAAAGGGGUGCAGGAUAUGUUUCUUAUAGUUCAACAGCAUCUUCUGGGAAAGUAGUUGGUUUUCAUGGCAGGAAUAAUGGUUUUUUAAGUGCGAUUGGUGUUCAUAUGGAGUACUUCUGACUUCAAAUCCGAGUGGACCUUUUUCUAAUUCACUUAUAACUCUGCAUUGAAAUUGGUUAUUGUUUUUUUGUCGGUUUAUAAUGCCUACUUGGUUUUCUAGAACUUGUGGAGUCGAAAAUCAGGAUCAUCUUAAUGUUUGCUAUUUAUGGCAUGAAUA
Messenger RNA from Helianthus annuus (common sunflower), 1274 nucleotides. RefSeq names its product agglutinin. The record is from RefSeq and is a predicted model, not a curated record. Gene Ontology annotation, molecular function: carbohydrate binding. The coding region runs from base 113 to 1117 and encodes 334 amino acids. The transcript has 6 exons. NCBI's taxonomy places the organism in Eukaryota, Viridiplantae, Streptophyta, Magnoliopsida, Asterales, Asteraceae.